AAAGGGAUUUGUUUUUUGAAAAUAUUGAUAUAAAUAUAUAGCAAAAAAAGAAAAAGCAAUUUGCCCAAAACAGAAGGCAAAUCAGGAAGAAGACUUUGAAACCCAAAACACAGAACACAACUUCGCAUCCGUGAAUUCUCUCUCGCUCCUCUCUCAUUAUACACUGCUCCUCUCAGUGGAUAACGAGAAAGGUUUUAGAGAGAGAAAACGCCGCAAUUAUGAGGGAUUCGGGUCUGGAUCUGUUCGACCCGAGCGCCACCGUCAUGGACUCCGCAUACAGCUCCUCCCCCAGCGGCAGCCGCGACCCCGAUUUCGGCUUCGCCUUCAACGACAGCAAUUUCUCCGACCGCGUGCUUCGAAUCGAGAUUGUCGCCGAUUGCGCCGACGCCGUGCCCGAACCCGACGGUUGCAAAACCCUAGCUGAUUGGGCGCUGCGCAAGAGCAAGCGGCGCCGUGGGGACAUAGCUAGGAAGGAGAAUGCUUUGGAUAUCAACAACUGCCCUGAAGAGCAGAUUUUAGAUGGUCAGCCCGAAGCUGAGGAUGGCGUUGGUGAUGAGAAUCAUGAUGAGGAAGAGAUUCCAAUGAUAGAAGAUUCUCCAUCAGGGGAUGAAGCUGUUCAUAGCGAUGACUCAAAUUGGUCUGAAGAUGGUUCAAGAGUGAUCAGAGUGAAAACUUUGCAUAUUAGCUCUCCCAUCUUAGCAGCCAAGAGUCCAUUUUUCUAUAAGUUGUUCUCAAAUGGUAUGAUGGAAUCAGAACAGAGACAUGUCACCCUACGAAUUAAUGCCUCAGAAGAAGCUGCACUUAUGGAACUCCUAAAUUUUAUGUAUAGCAACACGUUAAGCACCAAUACAGCUCCUGCUCUAUUAGACGUGCUAAUGGCUGCUGAUAAGUUCGAGGUAGCUUCAUGCAUGAGACAUUGCAGUCGUUUAUUGAGAACAUUGCCCAUGACUCCAGAGUCUGCGUUACUGUAUCUGGAUCUUCCUUCUAGUGUCCUUAUGGCUGAUGCAGUUCAACCACUGACUGAUGCAGCAAAACAAUUCUUAGCUGGACGUUAUAAAGAUAUAUCAAAGUUCCAAGAUGAGGUUAUGAAUUUGCCUCUUGCUGGGAUUGAGGCAAUUCUGUCUAGCGAUGAUCUUCAGGUGGCUUCAGAGGAUGCAGUUUACGACUUUGCACUAAAGUGGACCAGGACUCACUAUCAGAAGCUGGAGGAGCGGCGGGACAUCCUCUGUACACGCUUGGGUCGCUAUAUCCGUUUCCCUUACAUGACUUCCCGGAAGCUUAGGAAAGUUCUGACCUGCAAUGACUUCGACCAAGAUUUUGCUACUAAAGCUGUGCUUGAUGCCCUAUUUUUCAAGGCAGAGGCCCCACAUCGUCAGAGAAUACAUGCCGUGGAGGAGUCAUCAUCCUCUAGCCGUCGGUUUGUGGAGCGGUCGUACAAGUACAGGCCGGUCAAGGUAGUCGAGUUUGAGCUACCACGCCAGCAGUGCGUAGUCUACUUAGAUCUAAAGCGGGACGAGUGCUCGAAUCUGUUCCCGUCAGGGCGGGUGUAUUCUCAAGCGUUCCACUUGGGCGGGCAAGGCUUCUUCCUAUCCGCGCAUUGCAACAUGGAUCAAGGGAGCUCGUUUCAUUGCUUCGGCCUCUUCCUAGGGAUGCAAGAAAAGGGUUCCGUUUCAUUCGCCGUGGACUAUGAAUUCGCCGCCAGAUCCAAACCCACAGAAGAAUACAUCAGCAAAUACAAGGGUAACUACACAUUCACCGGCGGCAAGGCGGUUGGAUAUCGCAACCUAUUCAGCAUCCCGUGGACUUCGUUCAUGGCCGACGACAGUCUUUACUUCAUUAACGACAUACUCCAUCUUAGAGCUGAGCUCACCAUCAAACGCGAGGUGGCGCCCUCGUCGUAGGAGAGAGAGAGAGAGAGAUCUUGAAAUCCUUCUUCUUUCAGCUCCAAGAGAGGUACAAGGCAUGCUGAGGCUUUUGCUUAUAUUUAUAAAUUGAGUUGAAUGUUGCAAUUACUAUGAAGAGGCAGGCUGUAUACUUGUGUGAUAUAGAGAGAUGAUGUGGAUGAUGCUGAAUGCUGUAAAUAGGGUUGUCUUGGCAAGCCUUGCCUUUUUUGAGGAGCUCUAAUUUGCUUCUAUAGAGAUGCUUAAGGUGCCAUGUAUCUUAUUUAUCUUUUAUGCAAUCAAAGCUUGCAAAAUUCUCAAA
This is a messenger RNA of Salvia miltiorrhiza (redroot sage), 2202 nucleotides long. Its product is annotated as BTB/POZ domain-containing protein POB1-like. Gene Ontology annotation, molecular function: protein binding. The coding region runs from base 219 to 1901 and encodes 560 amino acids. Lineage: Eukaryota; Viridiplantae; Streptophyta; Magnoliopsida; Lamiales; Lamiaceae. Gene Ontology annotation, cellular component: nucleus. Gene Ontology annotation, biological process: response to red light. The record is from RefSeq and is a predicted model, not a curated record. The transcript is spliced from 6 exons.